CUCAGAAAAUCCAUCCUUAUCCUAGUCAUUGAUACUAGUUUUUUCUUCUUCUUCUUCUUCUUCUUCUUCAUCCUCCACCUCCACGGCAGUUCUCUCUCUCCCCUAUCAUCUAUUCAUGUCGUCGAUAUCUAGGCCAACUUUCCCUUCCCCAUCAUCAACUCGCUCUGAUCCAAGCCCUCACAAAUUCACCACCUUUACAAACCCUAAAUUCCCCUCAUGUGUCAACCGAUCAUCGCCAUCAAACCUCCAUUCUCACACUUUAUCCAGCUCUACCUCUCAUUCUCUCUCUAGGGUUUCUGAUUCCAACCUCUGUCGCUGCCACAACUCGAACAACAACAACGACAACAGACCAUCGCCAUCUGAGAAUUCGUCCUGGCGAUGGGACGCUGCGAUUCAAGAACUAACGGGAAAUGUGACUAAGUGGUUCGAUCAUUACAUGAUUUCGAGGAAGGAGAUUUCGAGGAGUGUUGGUGUUGUGGAGAGUGGAAGUGAGGUGGAUAGUGAUGAUGAUGUAGAGUGGGAUUGGGAGCGGUGGAGGAAGCAUUUUAGCGAGGUUGAUGAGCAGGAGCGCAUUGUUUCGAUUUUGAAGUCGCAGUUAGCUGAUGCUACUAAAAGAGAAGAUUAUGUUGAUUCUGCUAGGCUUAAGGUGGCAAUUGCAGCUGCAGCUACGAAUGACACAGUUGGCAGAGUGAUGUCUCAUCUGAAUAGAGCCAUUGAGGAAGAGCGUUAUCAAGAUGCAGCUUUUGUACGAGAUUCUGCUGGUACUGGUUUGGUGGGAUGGUGGGCUGGAAUUUCAGAAGAUAUUACCGAUCCAUAUGGUCGCAUCAUUCAUAUAAGUGCCGAGCAUGGAAGAUACGUGGCAAGAACUUAUAGUCCCCGGCAGCUUGCCACAGACACAGCUGGUGCACCCCUGUUUGAGAUAUUCCUUACAAUGAAUAAGAAAGGCGAAUAUAAACAGCAGGCUGUGUACUUAAAGCGUAAAAGAGUAACUCAAGAUUUACCGGUUGCUUCCUCCAUGGCAUCCUUCCCUACCAGUUACUUGAACUCCCUAGACCCAACUGACGACAGAAGUGAUCUGUUUCCAAAAAGCACUGAAGCUAUGGAAGAUGGUGAAGACAGGGAUGAUGAUCCAGAUUUAGUUGAGGGAUUGUCUGGUUUUGAGAAUAUCUUGCGAGAUAUGAUUCCUGGUGUGAGGGUCAAAGUUUUGAAGGUGACAACACCAGGGAAGGUAGAUCGGGAUCUAAUAUCUAAGGUGAUUGAUCAAAUGAUGGAGGAAGAAGAUGAAGACAAGGACACUGAAAUUGAAAGCAUAGAUGUGGAAGAUAGGUCUAAAGAUGAGAGCGACGAAGAGCAAGACGAGAUUGACGCCAAUGCCGAUAGAGGAAUUCUCGAUGGUGAAGAGCAACAGCAAAUUGCAGUUAAGGUUGUUGUUGGUGGUCUUGGACAGAGAAUUUCUAGCAGUACACCACAUAAAUAUUUACUUCGAGUACCAGCUAGGCUAGAGAAAAAGGGCCGAUUGUCAUUUUCUUUUUCUAUAGAGGAAGAUGACAAUCAACAUGUUCCCGGUGGCAAUGGACAGUCUCCAGUGAAUAAAAAGUCGAAGCUCCCAGGGCAACGUAGCAUAGACAACGUUAUGUUAGAUCUUACAAAGUUCAUUGGCAAGGGGAGGAUACCCAUGAAGGUACUGAAAGAUGUUGGUGAAUUGAUAAAUCUUACCCUCAGUCAGGCUCAAAAUCGUCAACCACUGUCUGGAUCAACAACAUUCAACCGUAUUGAGAUUCCAGAAUCUCCAGAUCCAUUAAAUGGACUAUAUAUUGGUGCACAUGGGCUUUAUACUUCGGAAGUCAUCCAUCUACGACACAAAUUUGGCCAGUGGCAAGAGGGUAGUAGCACAAAGGAGUAUUCAGAUCUUGAGUUUUAUGAGUACGUGGAAGCUGUGAAAAUAACAGGGGACCCUUAUGUGCCAGCCGGCCAGGUGGCAUUCCGUGCUAAAGUUGGAAAAAGAUAUCAGCUUCCUCAUAAAGGAAUCAUUCCAGAAGAAUUUGGAGUGAUUGCUCGAUAUAGAGGACAAGGCAGGCUUGCUGAGCCAGGGUUUCAAAAUCCUCGAUGGGUUGAUGGGGAACUAGUUAUUUUGGAUGGAAAGUACAUUAAAGGGGGGCCUGUUGUUGGGUUUGUGUAUUGGGCUCCUGAGUAUCAUUUCUUGGUGUUCUUCAAUCGGCUGAGGCUUCAACAGUAGAUGCUCCAUGUACAGGAAGUUUGACCUUCGUUAUCCUUUGGCCAGAUUUCAUAGGAUGACAUUUGUUGCCCAUGUCCACCAGACAAUCAUUUUAUGGGAAGGUGGUCUCGCUGUAGAGCAGCAGAUGAGAGGCCAGGAGAUGUCAAACUUCACAUCUUGUGCUCACACGAUGGACACGUAAUUAUAAGCAUCUUGAAGCAGUAGGAUAAGAAAACAACUACAAAAGUUUUGAGGUGGGGUUAAUUUUUGGGUGCAAUUACAAAGUUUUGUGAUCUAGUGAAUUUUUACGUUUCAGCACUUUUCUAGGGGAUCCAAUUGUCCAUCAAUGUAUGUAUAUCCGCAGCUAUACUAGUCAAAUCGCUGACAAGGAAAUUCUUACCUAAACUGAUGUGAUUAGUGAAGCUUUUAUCAUGUAAUUUCUUUCAUCUCUACUUAUUGAUGCCAACUUAAGUGAAGAUUGAAACAGCAUAACUGAUAUAUGUUGUCUUUAAGCCCAUUUUGACAGACCUUGUACCGUUGAUAUGCUUGCUGCUGCUCAUAAAAAUAUAUGCUUGUUGCUGCUCAUAAAAAUAUAUGCUUGUUGCU
Ilex paraguariensis (yerba mate) is the source of this 2821-nucleotide messenger RNA. The record is from the annotation of a GenBank genome assembly. NCBI's taxonomy places the organism in Eukaryota, Viridiplantae, Streptophyta, Magnoliopsida, Aquifoliales, Aquifoliaceae.